AUGCUUGGCCGCGACUACCCCGCUCUUACUCCAAAGUAUAUGAUGCACCCUAGCCUCUCUUCAACUGGGCCCCGCGCUACGACUACUCCAACAAACAGCAACGCCAUCAUCGCCAUGUUCUCGGGUUCAAAAACAGCAAGUGACUACUUUCAUGUCGCCCAAAAGCAUUAUGAAGCUAGGAAUCCCAAGUCGAAAUCACAGCAUGAGGUAGCUGCACGCCAUUUGCCGGGAGGGAAUACGCGAUCGGUGCUGCACGGGAGUCCAUUCCCAUUAAGCAUGGCCAGUGGCCGUGGGAAUCGGGUGAUUGAUCUCGAUGGACAUGAUAGGUGA
Molecule: messenger RNA, 330 nt
Organism: Aspergillus calidoustus
Lineage: Eukaryota; Fungi; Ascomycota; Eurotiomycetes; Eurotiales; Aspergillaceae
Source: the annotation of a GenBank genome assembly